AUGGAACAUAAUUCUAUUCAUAAAACAAUAGUGGGAGUUGCUGCUUCAGCAUUGGCUUUUGGGGCUCUUUGGAUUCACAGAAUAAAAUCUAGAAAGCAAAUAAGUCGUCAAUGUCAGGUGAAUCGAGAUGAUGAAAGAGAAAAUUACAUCAAUAGUAUUUUAUAUACAGCUGGUUGGGAAGGCAGUGCACAUGAUUCUCGUAUUUUAACUGAUGCAUUUGCACGCCCAAGAGGAUUUAGUAUUCCAGAAGGUAAAUAUUAUCUUGCUGAUGCUGGAUAUGGCAUCCGAAAUGGAAUUAUCUCUCCAUAUCGUGGUGUUCGAUAUCAUUUAAAAGAGUUAAGUAAUCAUCGUCCAGAAAAUGCGAAGGAACUUUUUAAUCUUCGUCAUUCAUCAUUGCGAACAACUGUUGAGCGAGUGUUUGGAAUUUUAAAGAAACGUUUUCGUGUGUUAGAUGCUGAACCAUUUUGGGAUUUUCAAACACAGAUAGACGUAGUCUUGGCUUGUACUAUCAUUCAUAACCAUAUAAUGGGAGUUGAUCCUAAUGAUAUAAUUAAUGAAGGAAUGUAUGAGGAACUUGAGCCUUAUUCGAUAACAUCAAUCCUUACACAACGAGAAGAGAGAGAAGAAGCUAGAGAAUGGGCUAGUAAAAGAGAUGAAAUUGCAGAAGCUAUGUAGAUUGAUUAUAUAAAUAUAAAUAUGUAAUUAGUUGAUAUUUAUUCCAAGUAUUUCUAUGUUACGUAUGAUGGAUAUUGUUGUUUUUAGUUUGUUGGAAAUUGAACUUGCUACUGUUUUAAGCUCGUAGAACAUUGAA
Molecule: messenger RNA, 811 nt
Organism: Hibiscus syriacus
Lineage: Eukaryota; Viridiplantae; Streptophyta; Magnoliopsida; Malvales; Malvaceae
Exons: 3
Coding region: 1-675 (224 amino acids)
Source: RefSeq, a predicted model, not a curated record